Molecule: messenger RNA, 1665 nt
Organism: Micropterus dolomieu (smallmouth bass)
Lineage: Eukaryota; Metazoa; Chordata; Actinopteri; Centrarchiformes; Centrarchidae
Gene: zdhhc1
Product: zinc finger DHHC-type containing 1
Exons: 10
Coding region: 478-1665 (395 amino acids)
Biological process (GO): peptidyl-L-cysteine S-palmitoylation; protein targeting to membrane
Cellular component (GO): endoplasmic reticulum; Golgi apparatus
Molecular function (GO): protein-cysteine S-palmitoyltransferase activity
Source: RefSeq, a predicted model, not a curated record
UGUACAGAGCGGAGGGAGGCAGCAGCAGGCUAACAUGCUAACGUGCUAACUAGUCGGUUACCGGACAGCUGAAUCACCGUGUUACAUAUUUCAAAUCACCGUGGACGUUAAAAGGCCCGGUGUCACCGUCUGCCGCCGUUAGCCAGCUAGCAUGGCGGCAGCGGCGUCCAGCUAACGAGGCUAGUUUAGCGGUUAGCACGCUAACCAGUCACCGAAGCUAACGUGCUAACAUAAACAGUGUCCGAUAAUACACGCCUGUACCGGUUAGCACCGAGCUAACAGCCGGGAUGGAUGUGAGCUAACAGACCGUGGCGGUCUGACCCGGAUCUGAGCUGCUUCUCUGGACGGAACCGAGCCGAGGGGUUCAUCCCAGCGACAGCCUGGUCCUCCCGGGCCGGGGAACGGUCAGACCCGGACUCUAGAGGAAAUGCAGCGGACCGGAGGACGGAUCCACAUCCCGAGUCCCGUUAGCCGUUUAUGAACAGGAUGGACGUGUGCAGUAGGAACCCGAACCGCACGGCGCCGGUCGGCGAGGACGGCCCGCACCAAGCCCACGCGCCGCUCUGCUCUCGGACUAACGGCUGGAGCUGGCCCCCCCAUCCCUUCCAGCUGCUGGCCUGGUUGCUCUACAUCUACUUUGCCGUCACCGGCUUCGGCGUGUUCGUUCCCCUUCUGCCCGCCCACUGGAUCCCUGCAGGCUAUAUCUGUACGGGCGUCCUGUUCGUCUGUCACCUGUGUGUCCACGUGAUGGCCGUCUCCGUCGACCCCGCCGACUACAACGUCCGAACGAAGAGCGACAGAAGUCCAGUCCCCGCGUUCGACCGCACCAAGCACGCCCACGUCAUCGAGAACUGCCACUGCUACCUCUGCCAGGUCGACGUCGGUCCGAAGUCCAAACACUGCAGUGCCUGUAACAAGUGUGUUGCCAACUUUGACCAUCACUGUCGGUGGCUCAACAACUGUGUGGGGAGCAGGAAUUACAAGUUGUUCCUCCACAGCGUGAUCUCGGCUCUGUUGGGGGUCUGUCUGGUUCUGGUCGUUGCCUCCUACGUCUUCAUUGAGUUCUUUCUGGACCCGUCCAAACUCCGCACUGACAAACACUUCCUGGUGAGGAACGAGACAGGUGUGUGGUUCGUCUUCCUGCCGGUGGCUCCCCUCAGGUCAGCAGCAGCAGUGAUUCCGGUUCUGGCAGCUGUCACCAUCGCUCUGGGUCUGCUGUCGUCUGUGCUGCUCUGUCACCUGCUCUGCUUCCACGUCUACCUGAUGUGGAACAGACUUAGUACCUAUGAAUAUAUAGUGCGCCAGCGUCACCGUCAGGACCGCAGAGAGUCAAGGAAACCAGGAUCAGUGAAGGAGACAGUGGCUCCAUCGGUCAACCUUGUCAAGGACGUGAACUACUCAGGGACUCUGGGUUACACCAACCCUCAGCUGGACAUGCAGGAACCUACCACUGUGGCUGUGCGGGGAGAGGCAGAGUUCCAGGCUAACGGCCGAGCGAGGACUGUGUCCACUCCUGUCAUGGAGGAAGAAUCUCCACCCACGGUGUCUACAGAGCCAAAAGCAGCAGCAGCAGCACACACACACCGACGCACACAGACAGACUCGUGCCCACUCUGUCUCCUGCACGCUCCAUAUUCCACAGCUGUGUCCCACCCUGCAGAAUAA